Molecule: messenger RNA, 2244 nt
Organism: Thermochaetoides thermophila DSM 1495
Lineage: Eukaryota; Fungi; Ascomycota; Sordariomycetes; Sordariales; Chaetomiaceae
Exons: 2
Coding region: 1-2244 (747 amino acids)
Biological process (GO): transmembrane transport
Cellular component (GO): plasma membrane
Molecular function (GO): transmembrane transporter activity
Source: RefSeq, a predicted model, not a curated record
AUGUUUUCCGAAUAUGCCUCCCGAUUCCUCGCACAGUCACAGUCCCGCCUGUCCAGCUUCGGCCAGACCGGCGAUGGAGAUAGGCCAUCACGCCCGGGGGAUUGGACAAGCAGGGGCUCGCGCUUCGCAAGUCGUGGAUAUUUCGGUCGCGAUAGGAACCCCUACCAGCCGACAAGCUCUCGCUUUGGCAGUCUAGCUGCCUUCGGAUCUCGCUAUGCCCAGGAUGCCCCUUUGUUCCAGGCCACACUCGAGCAUGACGAGGACGACGAAGAGGAGCGCGAUCGCGAGGCGGCUGACCUAUACGCCUUGCAGCGAUCGCGUCGUGUCUUUGCCGCCAGCCGCCUGGACGAGAGUACAGAGACGGAGAAUGACGGGAGCCGCGCAUCGUUGGACCGGAGCCGCGAUUAUCCGUCGGGAACGCUGGGGGAGCGUCUGCGCGGCAUUCGGAGCAGUUGGAAUGGCGCCGGGUCACAUUCGCAGAGGAGGACAGACGACAAGGAUAGGGAACGGGGGAGGUCAGCGUCAAGUAGAAGCGAUGACGAUCGGAUGGAUGACGUUGGCCUGGAGUCGACAAUAUCUGACGGAGAGCCGCCCGUCGAUCUGACGGUUGAGACGCCGACGGACAACGACCCUCCAGCCUUCCAGAAGUUUACCUCGACCAUUCCGUCACGACAGCCGCUCAGGAGAGCGUCCGUAAAUGACUCGGAGUUGGGGCUGAACCGUCCUCCCAGUUCUUUGGAUGAGAACUUGAAUGAUGCCGUUGCGCCGUCUACCCCGCAUCCCAUUAUCGAGGGCGAGAUCUUCCGGCAUGAUGCCUUCUUUGCAUGGCUCUACCUCAUCGCCCAGGCGUCACUGUUCUCGACCUUUGUGUUGGUCUACCUGCACACCGAAGGCGGUAGUGAUGGGCCUUUGGGUGACACCAUUUAUACUACGCUGCGGGCAUCCUUUCACCUGCUGGCCGUGGACACGCUUGUAUCGAUCGUCGUGUCGCUGGUGUGGCUUGCAGCACUGCGGUCGUUUGUCAAACCGUUGGUGUCGCUGGUGCUGGUAGCUGUGCCAGUCAUACUAAUUUCCUUCUCACUGUACCCCUUUAUUACCAGCUUCAAGCCAUCUGGCGGCAGCACGCGACUCCAGGAUACAGUAAUGCGAUGGGCAUCUCUUGUACCUGCCUCGUCGGCAGCCGUGUGGUGUUAUCUCGUCUACAAGGGCCGACACGCGCUGCGAUCAGCAGUUGGCAUCCUCGAGUUCGCCAGCCGCAUCCUGGCUGCUAACUCGGCGCUGGUGCUGGUCGGAAUGGGCUGUCUGGCCCUGAUCGUGGUCUGGACUUGGGUAUGGAUAAUCAUGUUCACACGUGUGUUCCUCGGCGGCAGCUUCUCCAGCCGGCUGGCGCGGUUCGUUAUUAGCACCUCAAGCUGGUGGCUUGGCGUCUACUUUGUGCUCAUGUACCUCUGGACGCUCUCUAUCAUCUCGGGCGUGCAGCGCAGCACCACCGCCGCGACAGUAUCCCAGUGGUACUUCCACCGCAACGCCAUUCCCGCUGUCACGUCGCGCGAUGUAGUGUCUGCUGCCCUAGGCCACGCUCUGACCACAGUCUUCGGCACCAUAAGCAUGUCUACACUCCUGGCCCUCGGCAUACGCCUGCCACUCCUCGUCCUCCCUCAACGCAUCUCCAACCUCAUCACCGUCUUCGCCUACCACUUCAUUCCUACCCCGAUCGCCGCCCUGACCAACCCACUGACCCUCACCUACGCAGCCAUCCACUCCCAGCCUCUAACCGCUGCCUCGCGAGGCCUCAGCCAAAUGGACUUCCUUGCUCCCCAGCGCCCAACAACCACGCUCACACCUGCCUCCCUUCCUCGUAAGGGCUCUGCGCAACAAGUUGAUCAGUCCUGCGCUCCGCUACUCCCCUACCGACUAUCGAAGCUCAUCCUGCACGCUACGCGCUUCAUCAUGGCCGUUGCGCUCGGCUUCGCAGGCUGGGUGAUCACGUCCCGGCAGCUGCGCAUCGAGCGGCCAGAUGGGGCGGGUGUGAGGGGAAGCGCGUAUGCGUAUGUGGUUGGGCUGGUGGCGAGCUUUAUUGGGUGGGGCGUGUUGGGAGCUAUGGAGGGCGUUUUGAGUGGGAUCGUAGAUGCCGUGGUUGUGUGUUAUGGAAGCGAGAAGAGGAUGGCGACCGGGGCCGGAGGUUAUUGUAUGGAGGCGCAAUGGUUGUUUGGGGAGCAUCGGGAUGGGAGGUAUGCUUACUGA